This is a messenger RNA of Felis catus (domestic cat), 3146 nucleotides long. Its product is annotated as sialic acid-binding Ig-like lectin 5. The record is from RefSeq and is a predicted model, not a curated record. Gene Ontology annotation, molecular function: sialic acid binding. The coding region runs from base 41 to 2956 and encodes 971 amino acids. Gene Ontology annotation, biological process: cell adhesion. NCBI's taxonomy places the organism in Eukaryota, Metazoa, Chordata, Mammalia, Carnivora, Felidae. Gene Ontology annotation, cellular component: plasma membrane. The transcript is spliced from 16 exons.
UCCUUCACCCACAGGAAGCCCAGACACCCUCUGUCUCUAGAUGCUGCUGCCACCGCUGCUGCUGCUCCUGCUAUGUGCAGGUGAGUGGGCCGAGGGGAGAGUGAAGCUGGGGACUGCCGCUGACCCUGCCUUCUCCACAGGGUCCCAGGCUCAGGAUGAGAGAUACUGGCUGCAAGUGCAGGAGUCGCUGACAGUGCAGGAGGGCCUGUGUGUAUACGUGCCCUGCAAAUUCUCCAACCCCAUGAGCUACUUGACUAACCCUGUUCAUGGCUACUGGUUCCGGGGAAGGGCCCACAUAUAUUUGGAUGCUCCAGUGGCCACAAACAACCCAGAUCGAAAAGUACAGAAGGAGACCCAGGACCGAUUCCGCCUCCUUGGAGACCCUCGGGACCACGACUGCUCCCUGGACAUCAGAGAUGCACAGAGAAGGGACUCCGGGACGUACGUCUUUAGGGUGGAGACAGGGAUUAAUAUAAGGUAUAGUUACAGACAGAAUCAGCUCUCUGUGCGUGUGACAGCCCUCACCCACACACCUGACAUCCUCAUCCCUGAGACCUUGGAGUGUGGACACCCCAGGAACCUGACCUGCUCUGUGCCCUGGGCCUGUGAGCGGGGCACGCCCCCCAUCUUCUCCUGGAUGUCAGCCGCCCUCACCUCCCUGGGCCCCAGGACCCACCUCUCUUCAGUGCUCACCCUCACCCCACGGCCCCAGGACCAUGGUACCAACCUCACCUGUCAGGUGAAGUUCCCUGCAGCUGGUGUGAUGGUGGAAAGGACCGUCCAGCUCAAUGUCACCUGUGCCACACAGAACUCGACAGCUGAUGUCUGCCUAGUGGAUGACAAAGGGAACCUGGAGACCAGGGCAGGAGUGAUUAAAGGUGCCAUUUGGGGAGCUGGUGUCACCACGCUGCUUGGUCUCUGCCUCUGCCUCAUCUUCUUUGGAGUGAAGACCUGUAGGAAGACAGCAUCCCGGAGAGCAGCGGGCGUGGACGGCAUCCACUCAGCUGUAGGGCCAGCUCCCCUGGGUUACCAGCAGGAGUCUGAGCCAGAACUCCCUGCUGAGCCCACAAGCUCUGCAGGGGUGCCCCCCACCUUGGAAAUGGAGGAGGAGCUGCAUUAUGACUCCAUCAGCUUUCACAAGAUGAAGGAGAACACCUGCACAGAAUAUUCAGAGGUCAAUACAAACAAACGCCCAAUUCCCAGGCAUGGCCUGGUGCAUGCAACCCCAGGGAAGCCUGGGGCAGGGGGCUAUGAGCUGAUCAAGAAGCUCAAGAUCCCCCUCGGAGUCCUGAUGCCACCUUUGCUGCUGCUGCUGCUGUGUUCAGGGUCCCAGUCUCAAGAUUCCAGAUUUCAGCUGCAAGUGCAGACACCCAUGAUGGUGCAGGAGGGUCUAUGUGCAUUCGUGCCCUGCAGUUUCUCUUACCCCCCAGUCCAAUACACUGAGGAGGACCCAACUCACGGCUACUGGUUCCGGGAAGGGACCAAUACAGAGCAGGGUGCUCCAGUGGCCACAAACAACCCCAAUCGUGAAGUGCAGCAGGAGACCCAAGGCCGUUUCCACCUCCCUGAAGACCUCGGGGACUACAACUGCUCCCUGGACAUCAGAGACACACAGAAAAGGGACUCGGGGACAUACUUCUUUAGGGUGGAGAGAGGGUCUUAUGUGAAAUACAAUUACAUAGGGAGGAAAUAUCAUUUCAAGAACUACCGGCUCUUCCUGCAUGUGACAACUCUCACACGGACACCUGACAUCCACAUCCAGGGGCCCCUAGAAUCUGGCCAGCCCAAGAACAUUACCUGUAGUGUGCCCUGGGCCUGUAAGAGGGGGACACCCCCGAUCUUCUCUUGGAUCGGGGAUGCCCUCACCUCCCUGGGCCAUGGGACACACUUCUCCUCGGUGCUCACCCUCACCCCGGGGCCCCAGGACCAUGGCACCAACGUCACCUGCCGAGUGACCUUCCCUGGAGCUAACGUGAGCACAGAGAGGACCAUCCAGCUCAACGUGUCCUAUGCGCCCCAGAACCUGACCAUCAGCGUUUUCCCGAGAGAAGGCACAGCACCUGAGGCUCUGGGCAACGGUUCAUCUCUCCCAGUCCAGGAGGGCCAGUCCCUACACCUGGUCUGUGACCACAACAGUAACCCUCCUGCCAAGUUGAGCUGGACCCGGGGCAGCCUGACCCUGAAGCCCUCACAACCCUCAAAUCCCGGGAUCCUGCAACUGCCCCGGGUGGAACUGGGGGACCAUGGGAUAUACGUCUGCCGAGCUCAGCACCCGCUGGGCUCCUUGGAAGCAUCCCUGAGCCUCCUUGUGAAGAAACCCCCGAAGCUGUUUGGUCCCUCCUGCUCCUGGGAGGGUGAGGGGUUGCACUGCACCUGCUCUGCUCAAUCCCAGCUGCCCCCCUCUCUGCACUGGCGGCUGGGGGAGGGGCUGCUGGAGGGGAACCACAGCGAUGCCUCCUUGACCGUCACCUCCAGCUCCGAGGGGCCCUGGGCAAACAGCAACCUGAGCUUCAUGGAGCCGCUGGGCUCCAGCCUCAGACUCAGCUGCGAGGCCAGGAAUGUGCAUGGGGAACAGAGCGCCACCAUCCUGCUGUUGCCAGGGAGACCAGGGCCCAGGACAGGUGUGCUUCAGGGGGCCAUUGGGGGAGCUGGUGUCACGGCCCUGCUUGCUCUGUGUCUCUGCCUCAUCAUCUUCUUCGCAGUGAAGACCUACAGGCAGAAAUCAACCGGGAAAGGAGUGCAUAGGAACGACGUCCAUCCCACAUUGAAUACAGUCUCCCAGGAUCACAGCCAGUCAGACAGCCGGUCAGACCCCCUUUCCCCAGCUGCAGCUGCCUUCCCCUCAGAGAAAGAGGGGAAGCUCCACUAUGCCUCCCUCACAUUCCACGGGCUGAGGCCACACAACUUUCAAGACCGGGAGACCACCGAGUAUGCAGAGAUCAAGACCCAGAAAUGACGACCCCACCCACAGCCCCCCUCAGGAGCCCAGACAGGGCAUCUCUGAGGAAAUGCGUGUCAGGCACUGAUGUUUUUUAUUUUUAUUUUAAAAAUUUUUUAAUGUUUAUUUAUUUAUUGAGAGACAGAGAGAGAGACAGAGAGAGAGAGCACAGGUGAGCAGGGGAAGGGAAUAGAGAGAGGGAGACACA